AUGAUGCCUCUAAACUUUGCCAUCCAUUCUUUAGAUUACCCUCUUGUUCUUUCUUUUGUUACUGCUAUUGGCAUUGUCAUUCUCUUGUUAUCCUGCCUGAUUGGAGCCUGCAUCAUUGCUACAUCAUUCAUCACCUUGAUCAUCUACAUUAUCUGCGAAUGCCUUUGCUGGCAUGUAUUUGAGGAGUUCAUUUCUGAUCUGCUACAAAGAGGAAUUCAUCGAGUCCGGAUGUUGACCUACCAAGCAAUAAUCCCUAACUAUUUGCAACCUUUGGAUAUGAUAGAAGGGUCUCCACAGAGCACAGAUGACAGAGAAAUGAUAAGCCAGCAAACCUUAGAGAAACUAUUACCGCCAAUGAUUUAUGGGGGUGAUAAAAAUUCUUUUGAAUCUAAAAACUGCACCAUAUGCUUGGAUGAUUAUGUGGUUGGUGAAUCAUGUCGAGUUUUUCCAGAGUGUAAACACAUGUUUCAUUUGAGUUGCAUUGAUAACUGGCUCAAGAAUCAUCUGACAUGCCCGGUUUGUAGAAGACGUAUUUAA
This is a messenger RNA of Durio zibethinus, 537 nucleotides long. RefSeq names its product putative RING-H2 finger protein ATL19. Lineage: Eukaryota; Viridiplantae; Streptophyta; Magnoliopsida; Malvales; Malvaceae. The record is from RefSeq and is a predicted model, not a curated record.